AUGGAGACUGAGUCUGUAAGAUCCGAAAUAAGCAGCCGAUCCCGGCGGAGUUCGAGGCACAGGCAGCACACGCAUCGGAGCACUCGAAGCACAAAAUCUCAACGAAAAGACUGCGACAACAUGGCACCAUUUCAAACAAGUGUGAACAUUAAUCCUGAAAUUGGCCGAGAUGGGCAAGAAGUUAUUGAAGUCCAAAUUCUUCCUCAAGAUGAGAACUGGGGGGAGAAUACUACAGCUGUGACCGGGAACACAUCUGAAGGCUCUCAAUCAAUGGAAGAUGUCAGCAAUUGGCCUAUGGAAUCUGAUAGUGGGAUCGGUUUUGUUUGUUCUAGAUAUUUUGGCUCAACUAUAGCAUUAGGGCUUUCUUUCGUCUCGUUUGUCAGCCCUCUAGCAAUGGUUGUUUUACCGAAGCUGGGUUUCUUUCCUGGAUUAUCAGACAAUAAAGCUAUUCAGCCGAGCCAAAUUAUUCAAUUGUUAUCCUGUACAGCCGAGUGUAAAGGUAUUUUGUUGUCGCUAGCGUUUAAAUUAGUUUUAUUAGCGAUUGGUAUUUGGGCAGUGUUUUUAAGAAACAGAAAUGCAAUUCUACCUAGAAUAUUUGUUUUUAGAGCAAUGAUGUUAGUGAUUUUAGCAGUAUGUUCCUUCUCCUAUUGGUUGUUUUACUUCGUCCAGAUCAAUGAAGCGACUAAAGCUUUAUCUGUGGGUGAAGAAGCAAUGGACUAUACGUCUUUAGUCUCAUAUGUAUCAAGUUUUGGAGAUACACUUAUUUUCAUACAUUAUGUGGGGGUUGUGUUAAUGGAAAUCAGGCAUUUAGAGCCUGUUUAUUAUAUAAAAAUAGUAAGGAGUCCAGAUGGAGAAAGCAGGUCUUAUGCGAUAGGGCAGUUGAGUAUACAGAGGGCCGCAGUGUGGGUGUUACAGAAGUACUACACAGAGUUUCCGAUAUAUAACCCAUAUUUAGAAAAAAUACCAAUAUCAAAAUCUCAGAGAAAAGCACAAGGCAGUAUAAAGUUUUAUGAAGUGGACUCCAAUACGAAUCCGUCUACUGGACAGACAAGGUCCGCGCCGGGCUCGACGAGCAGCGCGCGCCGCCGCGACUCGUCCACGCACAACGAGCGCUACUACGAGGAGGCGGAGCGCGAGCGCCGCGUGCGCAAGCGCCGCGCGCGCCUGCUCUCCGCCGCCGAGGACGCGUUCGCGCACGUGCGCCGCGUGCGCCUCUCCGCCGCCAACGGUAUAGCACACGCUUUGCACACGCACGCUAAUAGACACACACACAGGACACUCAUACGCGGCGCGCUGGGCCCGCGCGAGGCGGCGCAGGCGGUGUUCCCGUCGCUGGCGCGCGCGCUGCAGAAGUACCUGCGCGCCACGCGCCAGCAGCCGCGGCACUCCGCCGACUCGGUACUAGCUCACCUUGCUCGCUGUCUCUCCCAAGACGCCUCACCCCGAGCCUUUCUCGAACCUUUUCUAGUGGAAGGGCCAGUUCUCUCCGCUGAACAAGAAGCAAGACCAAUCCAACGCUGGUCACUUAUAUCGGAUGAACUUCUAGCAAGACCAUUGGCAGAUAACAUUGAAUUCCAACUUAGACAAGGUGAUGUAUCCCUUAUAUGCUCUAUAAGACAGUUACCCAAGUUCACGCUCUCCGAAGAGGUUGUGGAUCCCAAAAGCAAUAGGUUCAUUUUAAGGCUAAACUCUGAAACGUCCGUC
Messenger RNA from Brenthis ino (lesser marbled fritillary), 1704 nucleotides. The record is from the annotation of a GenBank genome assembly. NCBI's taxonomy places the organism in Eukaryota, Metazoa, Arthropoda, Insecta, Lepidoptera, Nymphalidae.